Messenger RNA from Corylus avellana, 2246 nucleotides. Its product is annotated as serine/threonine-protein kinase PBL34. NCBI's taxonomy places the organism in Eukaryota, Viridiplantae, Streptophyta, Magnoliopsida, Fagales, Betulaceae. The record is from RefSeq and is a predicted model, not a curated record. Gene Ontology annotation, molecular function: ATP binding; protein kinase activity. Gene Ontology annotation, biological process: protein phosphorylation.
CUCUCUCCCUCUAUCUCAACUCCCAAGCACUCGCUUCUCUUCUAGUCUCUAUGCCCACUUUUUCUUCUUCUCUCUCUUUCUCUGAGGCCCUUUUGACUACAUUUUACAACUGGGUCUGGGCGAGUUCUUCAGUUAUUCCCGAUCUUUGUCUCGCUGUUGUUUGAGUGUUCGUUGUUUGAUGAGGCGUUUGAUGGGGUUGAAUGAUUUGAAGUGAGGUGGUUUGGUUUUUUUGGGGUAUGAGAGUUUGAGGAUAAGAGUUUCGAGAAGAGAUGGCUUUGGAGCCUAAUGAAAUUAAGGAGGAGGUGGCUUUGGAUGUGGGAAAGUCAAAGGGAAGGAAUAAGAAAGGUGGGGGAGAGACCGAGGCUGGCUGUUGGGGAAGUACGUUCAGGUUCUUUGGGAGCUUCUUGUCUUCAAGAUCAAAAGUUGAUAGCUCCGCCAGUGGCCCUACUGCCCAUUCUGCAGAGAGUAAUUCUACAUUUGAGAAAAGCAGAGAUCAACCAAUUGCUUCAGUAGGGUCCUCUACAACCACUAGUAAUACGGGAAGUACUUCAUCCAUUUCAAAAUUCAGUUCUACAUCAACGUCAAAAUUAAGUACUUCUUCCACAUUGAAACUCAGCGAGGAGCUGAAGGUUGCUUCUCAACUUCGGAAGUUUAUGUUUAAUGAGCUAAAGUUAGCGACGAGGAACUUCAGACCUGAUAGUAUUCUUGGUGAAGGUGGGUUUGGCUGUGUCUUUAAAGGUUGGGUCGAUGAGAACGGCACUGCUCCUGUGAAGCCUGGUACUGGACUUACGGUUGCGGUCAAGAUUCUCAACCAUGAUGGACACCAGGGUCACAAAGAGUGGCUGGCUGAAAUUGAUUUGCUUGGUGACCUCACACAUCCUAAUUUGGUUAAAUUGGUCGGAUUUUGUAUUGAAGAUGAUCAAAGGUUAUUAGUUUAUGAGUUUAUGCCUCGGGGAAGCUUAGAGAACCACCUUUUCAGGAGAUCCCUGCCUCUUCCUUGGUCUAUUAGACUGAAAAUUGCAUUUGGUGCUGCCAAGGGCCUUACCUUUCUUCAUGAAGAAGCUCAAAGACCAAUCAUAUACCGCGAUUUCAAAACAUCUAAUAUUUUAUUAGAUACUGAUUACAAUGCCAAGCUCUCGGAUUUUGGACUUGCCAAAGAUGGUCCUGACGGAGACAAAACUCAUGUAUCUACACGAGUUAUGGGAACAUACGGCUAUGCAGCCCCCGAGUAUGUCUUGACCGGACAUCUGUCAUCAAAGAGUGAUGUCUUCAGUUUUGGAGUAGUCCUACUUGAAUUGCUGACUGGCAGAAGGUCCAUGGACAAAAAAAGGCCAAAUGGGGAGCAAAGCCUUGUCGGAUGGGCACGACCACUUCUUGGAGACAAGAAGAGGUUAUACCAGCUAAUAGAUCCUCGUCUUGAAGGUCACUUCUCAAUCAAAGGUGCAGAGAAAGCUGCCCAGCUAGCUGUCCGUUGCCUUGGCCGGGACCCAAAAGCCAGACCUAAGAUGAGUGAGGUUGUUGAAGCCCUAAAGCCUCUGCUGAACCUCAAGGAUAUGGCCAGCUCUUCCUCUUUCUUCCAGACCAUGCAAGCUGACCGUAGCAGGUCCUACCAAAAGGCUCCAAAUGGAACUGGAAUGCGGGCAGCAUCCAUGACGAGGAAUGGACAAUCAAUGAGGAACAUUCCAAUUAUAAAUGGUCCUCGUGCUUCUCCGCACCCUCAUCCGCUCCAGUCAUAAAAACCAAGUGGGAGAGAAUCAUAGAGCUUUUUUUGGUAGGUUUGUUAUAUAUCUUUGAAUAUGUAUGUUUGAUGAAAACUCCCUAGGGGCAUCUUCAUCCUAAGAUAUAGAGUUGGGGUAAUGCAUCUUGAGCCAUGAACCAGAAAUCAUUGGUGUUAGGUCUAUUAACUACGAGCCAUGCACCAUGAUAAAUCAAUGCCUAACGAUACGGUAGUAACGGUACUUGUCGAGAAAUGUGUGAGACCCCCCAUGGGUCGAAUUGAAACCACUCUUUGGUGUAAAUUAGGAUCAUCUAAGUUCAUAAUUUCAACCUGAAUCCUUUCAUGGUAUAGAGAUUUAUCAUGACCUGUGGCUGGCGAAUCCAUGAUUUGGUUUUGCUUGCUAUCGUUAGACCCAAUGCAGCAAGUUUUCUGGUUCAAGAUGUAUUAUCCAGGAAAGAGGAGGCCUCAAGUGUAAGAUCAAAUUCUUCGAUUUCUAUUAUUUGAAAAGGUCUUUUUCUUUUUCUUUGUA